AUGAGUGUAAUCAAUUCAAAAGUGUAUUACUUACCCUAUAUGAGAAACAAAAAAAAAAAAUUUCAUGAACAUUGUGCUGCUGAAUACAAUUGUUUUAUCCAUACCGUGUCAAACGAACAACAAAAUGUUGAGAUAAUAUCAAAAACAGAAGAAACAUGUGAACAAAAUAAGGAAUGUAAAGAAAAUAAAAAAAAGGAAGAAGAUAGUUUACAAUCAGUACGUAACCCUGAACCCCCUGAAUCAAUAAGCUCGCAAAGUACAGGUCCCGCAGAAGAAGUCCAAGGCCAUGCUUAUAAAAAAGAACCAAAACUAGAAAAUGGACCCAGGCAUUCCCAAUCUGAUGUAACGCCCUCUGAAAACAAUAAUGGAUCUCAUAAUGAGGUUUCUCAGUCAACAAAUAGCCAUCAUUCUAGCACCACUGAUCAGGCAGAAACAGGGGAGAAAACAAAUUCCCCCCAAGAUUCUUUGAAAACUGAUGAUAUAGAUAGUAUACAAAGUUGUCUCCCUGGAGAGGGUUCCAAUAAAUCAUGCCAUCCUCAAACCAAAACUUUAAAUACCCAACAGAAUCAAACAGAAACACAUAAUGCAAAAACAUUAGGUAAUAAGCCUCUUGGGGAGGAAACUACCCCUCCUAAAACACUUCAUAGGAAAAAUAGUGAUAAUGAAGCUGUUACUGCAGAAACUUCUGAUGGUUUCUGUUCUACAGAAAAAGGCCAUCUUAAUGACACAGGUGGAAGAAAUACUAAUUCUGUUUCUACCCCUGUUAUUUACAGUUCAGAUGAUACUACUGUAAGGCCUCGUGAUGUAGCGUCUGAUUCUGCUACAGCAAGUGAUAGAAAAUCUGCUUCUACUAGCAGAGUUACUGUUAGUGAAGAUCAAGCUAGUAACGAUGAUAGUCGUACUACUAUUCAUAGUGGAGCUAGUGCGCUUUCUGUACAUACUAAUGGUAAAGCUGAUCGUGAUCAAUCACUUCGUUCUGAAAUUUCUUGUACUAAAACUUCUUGUACUGACAGAUUUGGAAGUGUAAAAGUUGAUGAUAUUUCUAGAAGCCAUUCUCAGAGAGAAACACAUAAUCAAGAAGAGAAACAACAAAAAGGAAUAGUACAAAGCACAAAAAUAUCAAAAGAAAACUUUCAAACAAAUGGUGCCUCUGAACAAAAUCUAAAAGAAUCUUUGCUUCAAAAAAGCCCUUCCGAGGAAAAUUCAGUAUUGGACCCAAUGCCAAACUCGCACACCAUAACAGGUGGGUGGUCACUCUAUAUAAAUUUUACUUAUUGUAUCAGUUUCAUCCAUAAAAAAAUUACAAUGUCUUACAUAACAUAUAUUCUUUCGAACCCCCUCCACAAAAGCAACCAAAGUUAUGAGCACUUUACAUCUCUCAUACUACAAAUGUUCAAACUUUUAAUAAAUUUAUAG
Messenger RNA from Plasmodium gonderi, 1416 nucleotides. RefSeq lists its product as hypothetical. The transcript has 2 exons. NCBI's taxonomy places the organism in Eukaryota, Apicomplexa, Aconoidasida, Haemosporida, Plasmodiidae. The record is from RefSeq and is a predicted model, not a curated record. The coding region runs from base 1 to 1416 and encodes 471 amino acids.